AUGAGCAGGAAAGAAGAUUCUACUGAGUUCUUUGUUUCUGAACUCUUCUUUUCUCCGCAGAUUUGGCAGUCGGCUCUGAGCACGUUGAAUCCCAACCCCACAGACAGCUGCCCCCUCUACCUGAAUUACGCCACGGUGGCCGCUCUGCCGUCCCGGGUCAGCCGCCACAAUAGUCCAUCUGCAGCUCAGUUCAUCACCCGCCUGGUUAGAAACUGUCUUCCAGGAGGCGUCAACAGAUGUAUUGUUAUGGUCUGUGAGCGCUCUGAAGUUUUCGCCUCUGCUUGUGCGUUAGCCAGGGCUUUCCCGUUGUUCACACAUAGGUCCAGUGCAUCGAGACGCACAGAGAAGAAAACUGUAACAGUGGAAUUUUUCCUAGUUGGACAGAACAAUGGACCAAUAGAAGUGGCAACACUUAAAUGUUUGGCAAGUGCAACAGAAGGAGUCAGGCUGGCUGCUCGAAUUGUGGACACCCCGUGCAAUGAAAUGAACACUGAUAACUUCCUGGAGGAAAUCAAAAAAGUUGGCAAGGAUCUUGGGAUUACUCCAACCAUUAUUCGAGAUGAGGAGCUGAAAGAGAGAGGAUUUGGAGGCAUCUAUGGAGUUGGCAAGGCAGCUCUGCAUCCUCCUGCCCUGGCAGUUCUCAGUCACACUCCAGAUGGUGCUACACAGACCAUUGCAUGGGUGGGCAAAGGAAUCGUGUAUGACACUGGAGGACUCAGCAUUAAGGGAAAGACUACUAUGCCUGGCAUGAAACGAGACUGUGGUGGAGCAGCUGCUAUUCUGGGUGCCUUCAAAGCCACUGUAAAGCAAGGUUUUAAAGACAAUCUUCAUGCUGUUUUUUGUUUGGCUGAGAAUGCAGUUGGACCACGUGCGACAAGACCUGAUGAUAUUCAUGUCCUUUACUCUGGAAAAACUGUGGAAAUCAAUAACACUGACGCAGAAGGCAGGCUGGUACUGGCUGAUGGAGUAGCUUAUGCAUGUAAAGAUCUUGGAGCCGAUAUCAUUCUUGACAUGGCCACCCUCACUGGAGCUCAGGGAAUUGCUACAGGAAAGUAUCAUGCUGCUGUCCUGACCAACAACGAAGAGUGGGAAAAGGCUUGUGUUAAAGCUGGUAGGAACUGUGGAGACUUGGUCCAUCCUCUUGUGUAUUGCCCUGAGCUCCACUUCAGUGAAUUUACCUCUGCUGUAGCUGAUAUGAAGAACUCUGUGGCAGACCGAGACAAUACUCCAAGCUCCUGUGCUGGACUCUUCAUUGCUUCUCACAUUGGCUUUGACUGGCCCGGAGUUUGGGUCCAUAUAGACAUUGCGGCCCCUGUUCAUGCGGGUGAACGAGCUACUGGUUACGGCGUGGCUUUGUUGCUUUCCCUGUUUGGAGGGGCGUCUGAAGACCCUCUGCUGAACAUGGUGUCCCCACUAGGAUGCGAUGGAGACUCUCCCGCCGAAGACAUGGAGCGGGAUUCCAAAAGGCGCCGCCUGGUUUAACGUGCGCCCGUCCCAGGCGACGGGGUGCACGUGUUACCUCACUUUGCACUGAUUCAUCCUCAAACAAUGACAAAUCACACAUCAGAAAUUGCCAUUUUUUUUUAAUAUCAUGAUAAGAUUUACUACUUGUUUCUGAUAAAACAGCCUGAUUUGUUGUUUUGUUUUUAAAUUAUUGGUGCACACAGUGGCUGAACGAUACCAGUGGUGCAGACUCCAGGCUCUACUAACUGUAUCAGGGAUGGCAGAUCCUCCUUGGAGCACCUCACAAAAACUAAGUGCAUUUAAUGCAUGAGACGCUCUCUCUAGUCUGAAGAAGCAACUGCAGCUCUCGCUUACACAGCCUUCUGAAUUACUUGUUUUAUGUGAGGUUUUAUCAGACAUUUCUGCAGGCCCCACUACAUCUUGGAACACAGGAUGAGG
Molecule: messenger RNA, 1902 nt
Organism: Tinamus guttatus (white-throated tinamou)
Lineage: Eukaryota; Metazoa; Chordata; Aves; Tinamiformes; Tinamidae
Source: RefSeq, a predicted model, not a curated record